UUGAGCUACGUGAAGCUGCACCGAGCAACAACCCUUCUCUUCUCUUCCUAUAAUAGCUUUCUUUCUUCUCUGAAGUUGUUUGUUUUUUUCUCUGAAUUAGCAAAAAUGUUCAUUGAGAGUUUCAAGGUUGAGAGUCCUAACGUGAAGUACACUGAGACUGAGAUUCAGUCCGUGUACAACUAUGAAACCACUGAGCUUGUUCACGAGAACAAGAACAACGCUUACCAGUGGGUUGUUAAACCCAAGACUGUCAAAUAUGAAUUUAAAACCAAAACCAAUGUCCCUAAACUUGGGGUAAUGCUUGUGGGAUGGGGUGGAAACAAUGGUUCAACACUCACUGGUGGUGUUAUUGCUAACAAAGAGGGUAUUUCAUGGGCAACAAAGGACAAGAUUCAACAGUCCAAUUACUUUGGUUCUCUGACUCAGGCAUCAGCUAUCAGAGUGGGGUCUUUCCAAGGGGAAGAAAUCUAUGCCCCAUUCAAGAGCCUGCUUCCAAUGGUGAACCCUGAUGACAUUGUGUUUGGAGGAUGGGAUAUCAGCAACUUGAACCUGGCUGAUGCCAUGGCCAGAGCCAGGGUCUUUGACAUUGACCUGCAGAAACAAUUAAGGCCUUACAUGGAAUCCAUGGUUCCACUCCCCGGAAUCUAUAACCCGGAUUUCAUUGCUGCCAACCAAGGAGAGCGUGCCAACAAUGUCCUCAAAGGCACCAAGAAAGAACAAGUUCAACAAAUCAUCAAAGACAUCAAGGAGUUUAAGGAAGCCAACAAGGUUGAUGAGAUUGUUGUCCUGUGGACUGCCAACACUGAGAGAUACAGUAAUGUAGUUGUGGGACUAAACGACACUGAGGAAAACCUCUUGGCUUCCUUGGACAGGGAUGAGGCUGAGAUUUCCCCUUCCACCUUGUAUGCCAUAGCUUGUGUCAUGGAAAACAUUCCUUUUAUCAAUGGAAGCCCUCAGAACACCUUUGUCCCAGGGCUGAUUGAUCUGGCCAUCAGGAAGAACAGUUUGAUCGGUGGAGAUGACUUCAAGAGUGGUCAGACCAAGAUGAAAUCUGUGUUGGUGGAUUUCCUUGUAGGAGCUGGUAUCAAGCCAACAUCAAUAGUGAGUUACAACCAUUUAGGAAACAAUGAUGGCAUGAAUCUGUCAGCCCCACAAACCUUCCGCUCUAAGGAAAUCUCCAAGAGCAACGUUGUUGACGACAUGGUCAACAGCAAUGCCAUCCUCUUUGAGCCUGGUGAACAUCCAGACCAUGUUGUUGUUAUUAAGUAUGUGCCCUACGUGGCGGACAGCAAGAGGGCCAUGGAUGAGUACAUCUCAGAGAUAUUCAUGGGUGGAAAGAACACCAUCGUGAUGCACAACACGUGUGAGGAUUCACUGUUAGCAGCUCCUAUCAUCUUGGACUUGGUCCUCCUUGCAGAGCUGAGCACUAGAAUCCAGUUCAAGGCUGAAAAUGAGAGCAAGUUCCACUCAUUCCACCCUGUUGCUACCAUCCUCAGUUACUUGACCAAGGCUCCUCUUGUUCCACCAGGCACACCAGUGGUGAAUGCAUUGUCAAAGCAGAGAGCUAUGCUGGAAAACAUCAUGAGAGCUUGUGUUGGAUUGGCUCCUGAGAACAACAUGAUCAUGGAGUACAAGUGAAGGAUGGAAAAGAGGAACGGUUGGGAUGACAAGUUGAAUAUUGUGCCUUAAAUUCAUCCACCCCUCUUUGCUGCUGAAUAUGAAUGUGUUUGCUAGCAAAUGUAAAAUCUUAAGUUGGUUUUAUUUAACUGUGUUUGCUCCUGCCCAGUUAUUUGAGAGCAGGUCAUCUAAAGUAUAUGAAAUAAAAUUUUGAGUUACUCAAA
This is a messenger RNA of Lotus japonicus, 1841 nucleotides long. Its product is annotated as inositol-3-phosphate synthase-like. Bases 106 to 1638 code for a protein of 510 amino acids. The record is from RefSeq and is a predicted model, not a curated record. Gene Ontology annotation, cellular component: cytoplasm. The transcript is spliced from 10 exons. NCBI's taxonomy places the organism in Eukaryota, Viridiplantae, Streptophyta, Magnoliopsida, Fabales, Fabaceae. Gene Ontology annotation, molecular function: inositol-3-phosphate synthase activity. Gene Ontology annotation, biological process: phospholipid biosynthetic process; inositol biosynthetic process.